AGGCAUUAAGGCAAAGGAAAACAAAGUUAGGUCUUGACUUUGAUUCAUUUUUCUGCUCUGCCAUACUUUCCAGCUAUGAGGUGACCUCAGAUAAGUGAAGGCUUUCUGUUUUUGUGAUGCUGAGGCUUGAAUCCAGGGCCUGGCACUUAGUCACAUCCCUUGCUGGAGUAAGUGCUUUUUUUUUGUUUGUUUGUUUGUUUGUUUCCUUUUUUGGGGUGGGGAGGUACCAGGGAUCGAACCUGGGAUGGAGUGCUGUCUUGAUCUUCAUUUCCCCUAUCUGUAAUAUGGGCUAGUUUAAAACACACACACUGGGGAUUAAACCAGGCUUUCACACAGACUAGGCUAGGCAGGUCUCUACCACUGAACUACAUCUAGGCGGGGGCUGGCUGUCUCAAUCCCUCUCACAGUAGUCUCACAGCUACUGGGAAGAGUGGAAAUCCGUAAAGUACAGAAACUUCGCUGGGUUUAGUUCCCCAGCUCCUUGGAACAAGAACCUCUCUGCGGGGACACAAACCCUCUUAGGUCGCUGCAGUUUAGUUUUAAAGCUACAAUCUGUUCCCCGCCCCUCUCCCCUGACCAUGCUGGGGGCGGGGCGGUUAAACAUCUCUGUGACGUCAGCAUUCGUAGGGCCAAUCCUCCUGGCCGAUAGACGUUAGCUCGUUUGCAUGAGUCGCCGGUCAUUGGUCUUUUGGGCAAUGCUGGGUGAACAGGCUUUUAAAGGCGCCGGGUAGUAUAAACAAGGAGCUGUGGGGCGGCUGAGUCAUGAUGUCAUCGCAGCGCUGCAGCUCUUGGGGGUGACGUCAUCGCCCGGAAGGUUUCCUGCUCUUUGGACCAUACUGACUCCAUAGGCCGGUUUAAGAGGCUGCCCCUGCCUCGCCUUGUCCGAGAUCAGACCCCAUUGCACUCCAGUGGCCUAGGAGGGGGCUAUGACACAGGUUGUGAGUCCCGGCCCAGCCCAUCCACCUCCCUGCCCCCCUGAUGCAACCAUGGGUGCUGGCAGUGACUAGUUGGCCACCCUCUGCUGCUGUAGGUCAAUCUGCAGGACCCAGAAGUGUUCCAGGCCAGCUCUGGGGAAGUCCUACCAGGGCCUCCUCUCUGUGGUACAGCCCCGGCCACGAGGGCCCCCUGGCCAGCCCACCUUCCCGGGAUGAGCACUUACCCCCCCAGCAGCCGCGGCCCCGACCACCACACCUCCCCAUAGAGGAGCACCGAGCCUCGGCUCCUGCCGGCGGGAGCCCCCGAAUGCUGCACCCAGCUACCCAGCAGAGCCCGUUCAUGGUUGACCUCCACGAGCAGGUGCACCAGGGACCUGUCCCUCUGUCCUACACAGUCACUACAGUGACCACCCAAGGCUUCCCCUUGCCUACAGGCCAACACAUCCCUGGCUGCAGUGCCCAGCAGCUCCCAGCAUGCUCCGUGAUGUUCAGCGGGCAGCACUACCCCCUGUGCUGCCUCCCACCCCCGCAGCUAAUCCAGGCGUGCACCAUGCAGCAGCUCCCUGUGCCCUACCAGACCUACCCCCACCUCAUCUCCAGUGACCACUAUAUCUUGCAUCCUCCACCGCCGGCUCCACCACCCCAACCUGCCCACAUGGCACCUCUUGGGCAGUUUGUAUCGCUGCAGACCCAGCACCCACGUAUGCCCCUGCAGCGGCUUGAUAAUGAUGUGGACCUGCGGGGGGACCAGCACCCACUGGGUGGCUUCAGUUAUUCCACCUCUGCCCCUGGCCCAGCUUUGUCCACUUCAGUGCCCCUGCACUAUCUGCCCCAUGAUCCACUGCACCAGGAGCUGUCCUUUGGCAUGCCGUACUCCCACAUGAUGCCACGGAGACUGAGCACCCAGAGAUACCGCCUGCAACAGCCGCUGCCGCCACCCCCGCCCCCACCCCCACCACCUUAUUACCCCAGCUUCCUGCCCUACUUCCUCUCCAUGCUGCCAAUGUCGCCAACAGCGAUGGGGCCCACCAUCAGCCUGGAUCUGGAUGUGGAUGACGUGGAGAUGGAGAACUAUGAGGCCCUCCUGAACCUGGCCGAGCGGCUGGGAGAUGCCAAGCCCCGAGGCCUCACCAAAGCAGACAUAGAGCAGCUCCCAUCUUAUCGCUUUAACCCAGAAGGCCAUCAGUCAGAGCAGACGCUGUGUGUGGUCUGCUUCAGUGACUUCGAGGCACGGCAGCUGCUCCGCGUCCUCCCCUGUAACCAUGAGUUCCACGCCAAGUGUGUCGACAAGUGGUUGAAGGCCAACCGGACGUGUCCUAUUUGCCGGGCUGACGCCUCUGAGUUCCUGGGGCAGGCGGAAACAGGUUCACGGAUUGUGUCGUCUGCAGCAAUGAUUCCAGCAAGCAGCUACUGGGGGGGAUACAACAUUUUAAAAAUCAUAAAAAAAAGAUUUAUGAAACAAUUAUUUAGGAUUGUUUGUGAUUUGCUGACCUUGCUAUAGAUGCCAUGUUACCAAUGAUUUCCUGUGGUGGGGGCUUGUCAUUGUUUACUCUUUUAUUUACCAACUUCUGGCCUAGGCAUGACAGUGGGCACCUUCCCCCAGCCCUGGCUGGGCCCAGCGCCUGUGUUCUGUUAGAAAGUUUUUAUAUACGUAUAAUUACAUAUAUAUAUAUAUAUAUAUAAAUAUAUGUAAUUUUGGGGGCCCUGUUCCUUGCACAUUUUACAGUUACCUCAUUUUUCCCAUGUAUGUAUUUGAGAAAAUGCUAAUAUAUAGAGAAAAGAUGGUUCUUAAAGCUUAAAUGUGUGGUUUUUUCCAUUCCAUUGGAUUCACAUUGGUUUGUAGCAUUUAACAUAACUAGUAUGUUGUAUUAUAUAUAUGUGUAUACUGAUUGAAAUUUUUAACAGAUUUGUACUUUUUUUAAAAUGAAAGUUGCUAGUUCUGCUUGACCAAGUAGUGCAAUCAUUAUUUUUUUUAAUAUUGUUGCUGAUUUCAGAGGGAUAUU
Molecule: messenger RNA, 2938 nt
Organism: Fukomys damarensis (Damara mole-rat)
Lineage: Eukaryota; Metazoa; Chordata; Mammalia; Rodentia; Bathyergidae
Gene: Rnf44
Product: ring finger protein 44
Exons: 12
Coding region: 979-2436 (485 amino acids)
Source: RefSeq, a predicted model, not a curated record